Lecanosticta acicola is the source of this 1285-nucleotide messenger RNA. Lineage: Eukaryota; Fungi; Ascomycota; Dothideomycetes; Mycosphaerellales; Mycosphaerellaceae. The record is from the annotation of a GenBank genome assembly.
AUGUCUUCCGAUUACGACACCUACCCGCUAGGGGAUUUCAAACUGAAGAAUGGAGGGACGAUUCCGGAUGCGAAAAUCGCCUACAAGACUUUUGGAGAUCCUUCGAACCCGGCCAUCAUAUAUCCUUCCUGGUACAGUGGACUCAUUGGCGACAAUGAAUGGUUGAUCGGCAAAGACAAGACUCUGAAUCCUGACAAGUACUUUAUCAUCAUCACGGCACUGUUCGGGAACAGCCAGUCAUCGUCUCCCAGCAACCGGCCAGACGUAAGACCGUGGCCAGAGGUGCUGUUCUACGACAACGUUCGGGCACAGCAUGAAUUGGUGACGAAGAAACUAGGCGUCAAGCAUGCCCGCGCUGUCCUUGGAUGGAGCAUGGGAGCGGGUCAAACGUUUCAAUGGGCAACGCAGUAUCCGGAUUUUAUGGACUUGGUUGUGCCGUUCUGUGGCGCCGCAAAGACAGCGGACCACAAUAAUGCCAUGCUGGAAGGUGUCAAGACUGCCGUCCUGGGCGCGAGAGGUGCAUCGUCUGCCGGUGUUGCAAAGGGGGAGGCCAAGCCGCAGGCAUACCGUGCGUGGUCGGAAGAAGAGCGUGCCAUAGGUCUGAAAGCUCUAGGCCGCGUGUACUCUGGUUGGGGAUUUAGUCAGGCCUUCUAUAGGGAGAAGCUAUAUCAAUCAGCGCUCGGCUUCAGGGAUAUGGAGGACUUCAUGGUGAACUUCUGGGAGGCCUGGGCGCUCUCCAAGGGUAAUACAAAGCCUUUCCACCGGGAUCUCGAUGUCUGCUGAUACUAUUAGAUCCCGACAACAUGGUCGCAAUGCUGUACACCUGGCAGGCAGGCGAUUGUUCCAAUCAGGAGCCAUACAACGGUAGUUGUCGUAACUUGUGCCGAGGAACACUCGCUAACCCUUUCUAGGCGACUUCGACGCAGCAAUGAAGGGCAUCAAGGCGAAAGCCUUGGUACUGCCGUCUAAGACAGACUUAUAUUUCCGUAAGGCGGUCUCGGUGUGGACAAGCUACAACCAGCUGACAAACUCUGCAGCUCCUGAAGAUUCUGAGAAUGAAGUAGCGCAUAUGAAGGCCGGAAUAGGAGAGUGCCAGGCGUUUCCGGUAAGUCUUGUUCUUGUCGCAUCAACCAAGGUUUAGAAUCCCUUCGUCGGUUAUCUUGCUGAUGGCAUUCGUCGCAUUGGACAGUCCAUUUGGGGACACUGGGCUGGAGGGCCCGGCCAAUCCACGGAGGAUGUCAAAUGGCUGGAUGAGAAGCUGCGUGAUUUCUUCGCGGAACACUGA